Molecule: messenger RNA, 1518 nt
Organism: Lithohypha guttulata
Lineage: Eukaryota; Fungi; Ascomycota; Eurotiomycetes; Chaetothyriales; Trichomeriaceae
Gene: HOS2
Product: histone deacetylase
Exons: 1
Coding region: 1-1518 (505 amino acids)
Cellular component (GO): Rpd3L-Expanded complex; nucleus
Molecular function (GO): histone deacetylase activity
Source: RefSeq, a predicted model, not a curated record
AUGGCGCAAGACAUAGUCGAAGAGUACAACCACCAAUCGACGUUCACGUACUCUUCCAAAAUCGAAGACGAAAUCCGCAAUGGUGCGGUCGAAAAGCCUAAAGGGUAUCGCGUGUCGUGGCACCAUAACCCUGACGUUGAGCGCUAUCAUUUCGGUCAAUUGCACCCUAUGAAAGUAUGGCGCCUCACACUCACCAAAAGCCUUAUAAUGGGCUAUCAAAUGCACAAUGCUAUGGAUCUCUAUUCCUCACGUCCUGCUUACAAGGAGGAAAUUGCCCGUUUCCACAAGGAAGACUACGUCGAAUUUUUGUCAGUCGCGACUCCCAAGAAUCUCAUCGAAAUGUAUCCGGAACUUGCCCAGCCAACAGGGUUCAGCUCAUCUGUCUACGGCGUGGGAGAUGACUGUCCAAUUUUCGACGGGCUUUUUGAGUACUGUUCAUUCUAUGCUGGUGCCUCAAUCGACGCUGCCAGUAAAUUGGUUAAUCAGCAGUCUGAUAUCGCCCUUAACUGGACGGGAGGGCUGCAUCACGCGAAGAAAGGCGAGGCAUCUGGCUUCUGCUACGUCAAUGACAUCGUCCUAGCUAUAAUUGAACUGCUAGCCUAUCAUCCACGAGUCCUGUACAUCGACAUAGACGUGCAUCAUGGUGAUGGAGUGGAAUCUGCAUUUUGGAGCACCGACCGAGUCUUCUGUGUUUCCUUCCAUAAAUACGAUAAGGAAGUAUUUUUCCCUGGAACAGGCCCACUAGACAGUACAGGUCCGCAUCACCCCGAUAAUCCUGGACGGAAUCACACCAUCAAUGUGCCUCUCAACGACGGCAUAACGGACGCAGAUUAUGCCUACCUGUUUGAUACAGUUAUUGGAGCAGUUACCCGGAACUAUGACCCUUCCGCGAUUGUUCUACAAUGUGGAGCUGAUAGUUUAGGCCACGACCGGCUUGGAUGUUUCAACCUCAACAUUAAGGGUCAUGGACAUUGCGUGCAAUAUUGCACCGAUUACUGUACGAAGUUCAAGAAGCCACUGCUAGUGCUUGGUGGUGGUGGCUACACACCUCGCAACGUGGCCCGGGCUUGGGCUCACGAGACUUCGAUCACCAUUGGCGCUGCAAACAAGAUCGAUCCCGACUUGCCGGAGGACAUGCCGUAUCGUGAACAUUUCAGAAGGGAGGGCAUGACCUUGUUUCCUAACCUCGGAGGCUGGAAAGGACAGAAUCUUAACACAAGAGCUGAUAUUGAUAAGAUUGUGCGAUCAGUGCAUGAACAAAUGAGAUAUAUACGAGGUGCACCAUCAGUACAAAUGAAUUACAUCCCCAAAGAAGUGAACCAAUGGCGCGAAGAGGCUGAGAAAGAGCAUCAAGCGAGGCGUAUGGAAAGAGAGGAACGAAUGGAAGAGAGAGAUGGUGCUGGAGGAUUGCUAGCAUUGAAGAGUCGUCGAAGAGAACUUGAGAAAAAUGGUCUUUUCGCCGGCAAUAUGGGCAACAUGAAGACGAGCGAAUUCAUGACCGGCCCCAUAAGCGGCUGA